Acyrthosiphon pisum (pea aphid) is the source of this 3636-nucleotide messenger RNA. RefSeq names its product spindle pole body component 110-like. Lineage: Eukaryota; Metazoa; Arthropoda; Insecta; Hemiptera; Aphididae. Gene Ontology annotation, biological process: cilium assembly; establishment of epithelial cell polarity. The record is from RefSeq and is a predicted model, not a curated record. The coding region runs from base 472 to 2667 and encodes 731 amino acids. Gene Ontology annotation, cellular component: ciliary transition fiber; centriole; ciliary basal body. The transcript is spliced from 10 exons.
UUAUAUUAAAACUAUUAACUAUAUAGUUUAAAUAAACAUGUAUGUAAUGUGUAACACGAUUUAGUAUAAAGUCAGUAAGUUUUAGCAGAUGUAGCAACAUACCUACUUUGAUUUAUUAAUGGUUAAAAAAAAAUUAAUGGCUAAUAAUGAUAAUAAUUGUUAAGUCCCCUCUACCGGCUUAAUAUUCAAAAAUAAUAUAUCAAACGUUGUACUACUAGUCUUGUACCUGGUCAAUGCUAAAUAUUACACCCCUCACACAAAACGUUGUCUUGGAAACAAUAGACGCAAACAUCAGACAUUUGAAAUCAUGCAACUCGUGCAGGAACAUGAUUACUCAGUUGACCAUAUAUAAGGCACAAGAGCAACAAAUUAUAAAGUGCUAUAAUUUUAAUCAGUAUAAUAUAUUAUUUUUAACUCAAAACGAAUACUGUAAUAAAAUAACUAUAAUAUAUGUAGUAUAAUAAGUGUAAGAUGACAGGGUCAUCGGUCGACAAUUGGGACGUAUUAGACGAUUUGAUCACUAAAGAUGAAGCCAAACGAAAAAAUCAAGACAAAAUGAAUGAGUUGCGAAGACCGGCAUCGUCGACCACCACAAGGAAAACGACGACAGACGAUUGGCUGGGCCUGCGGCCGAAAAGCAACGCGGAGAUAACGUCGUACGAACCAUCGUCACACGGCGGUGGUGGGCAAAAUGCAUCGAGGCGUCACGACUUUAGGCGACAGAGCACGCAACAGCGAACGUCACGCUCGGCGGGCUUGUUGUUCAGCGAUGACGAUGACGACGACGACGACAAGAAGAAUAAGACCACCAACCGAAAUGUUUUGGACUCGUUAGCCGAUGCCACGUACCGUGGUACCGGUGUAAGUUCCGUGCCUUCACCGGUCACAACCACGGUCAAUGGAGAUGCCGCCCCGUCAGCCGACCGGACGAGGACCGCGGUUUCCGAGCCACAGCUGACGUUGUCGAAACGACGAGAGACGUCACCGUCCAUCGUCACGGUCGCCAAGAAAACCGCGGCAGCCUCAGAAAAUAUGCCUUCUUGGUUGAGUGGGUUAAUACAUAACACAGACGAAACGACCACCCUGACUAUCGCUCCUCCACCAACUAAUCAUCAUAUUUUGUCCACUGACAAAAUGGUUGACGAAAAUGUUCCUCAGAAAACUGAGAGAAUUGAAAACGAAAUCACCGAAGAGAAACCGCCUACGAUUUUAUCGUUGCUCAGAGGAAAAGACAGUAUCCAAACAUCCAUGUUAGAAUUGAUCCGAGAGCUGGCUAAAAAAAAACAAGACAUACAGCAGGCUGCAAUAACAUUGAUCCAAGAGCAACAAAACAGCGACCUCCUUAUUAAAGCGUUCUUAAUGGAUAAUAGUUAUUCUGUAAUGAACCCCGAUACACAAGAGUUAGAACGUUUACGGUCAGAGAAUCACAAAUUUCAACUGACGAACGACCAUCUUUCAAAAACACACGAAUUAGAAUUAGAUGCCUUAAAGACUAAAUAUGAAUUACAGCAAAAUGUGUUGCAUGAAAAGCUAGAUCGUUAUGAAGAGCGAGUAAAUGAGAUGGAAGAAGAACGAAAAGCCGAUAUGACGGAACGAAAAGAAAAUGAAAAGCGCUUAAAAGACAUGUAUGAGGAGAGGUUACGUGUGAUGCACGAGAGUCAUUUAAUGGAUCUCAAACAAACUACUGAAGUUCAAAGGAUUAAAAUGAAUCAUUUGGAAGAAGUUGAAUCCUGCUUACGUGAUUCAAAACCAAAGCGUUUGACCAGCGAAGAGAUGACCGCUAGAGAAAUUUCAAUUACUGCUCAAAACAAACAACUUAAAGAUUUACAGGAAGAAAUAGAUAAGCAGUUGGCCAUGUUGGAAGGAGAAAGAUCAGCUCUUCAAAUGAAAACCGAAGAGUUUCAAUCGAGAAAUCAGCGGGAACGAAAUGAACUGGAACUCUUUAAUAAAGAGCUAAAACGAUCUAUGAAGGCAUUUGAGGAUGGUCGUAAAAUAUGGGAACGUGAAAAAAAAUCAGAAACACAAUAUAUUGAAAGUCGCAAACAAGAGUUGGAGGAUGUUCGUUCUUCGGUCAUUGAAGAACAACGCAAGUUGGCAGAAGAAAGGUUUGAAGUGGCUUCUGAACGAUACAAACUUGAAACCAUGCUGAAAUUAGAUGCUGGUACAGGAACCGAUUUGAUACAAGCUAAAGUGGAAGUGAAAGAGAAUUUUAAGGAACUAAAAAGAAAAGAAAAAGAAUUAGACAAACGAUUGGAACAUACAAAAGAACUAGAAAAACAUCUAGCUGAUGAAAAAAACAGAUUGCAAGAACUAGAUGACCAAAUUAAAAUGAAAUCAAUUCGUGCAGAAAAAAUGUUUAAGAUGGCACUUUCAAAACAAGAAGAAGGUCUUAAUGCUUUGGAGAAUGCUAAAGAUAUUCAAAAUAAGUUUGAUAAAAAAGGUAAAGAUAUUCAAAAUCGACUAUUGGAUGUUAUAAAACGUGAAGAAAAUAUUGUUAUGGAAGAAACUAAAAUAGCCAAAGAAAAGGAUUCGUUUAGCAAAUUACGAAAAAAACUUGAUUUGGUUCUACCUCAAUUGUCUGGAGAUGAAAUGCGUUUUUUAGAUCCUAAGUUGAAUAAACAUGAAGCUGAAAAGGAAGUAUAUUUCAAGACAACUCAAUUAUACUAAUUGUAAGCUUUGUAUUGUCCAAUCUUCUGGUUACAUAUUUGACUAUAAAUAGUUUCUGGAGAUUACAUUUGGUUUUACUCAUAAUAUACAAAAAAUUAAAGUGUAUAUACUCCGGCCCACGAGAGAAGUAACCCGUUUCGCGCAUGCUGACUGGCGGAAUUCCCCCACUUAGUGCCUUUUGCUGUAUGUCAAAUACGUGGAGAUGCGCGGAUUCGGACGCGAUUUGGUCGGGACACGAGUUACUUCUCUCGUGGGCCGGAGUAUAGUUCCACGCAUAGACCAAUAUAAGUCUAUGGUUUUACUGUAUUGUUUGUUAUCUCCAGUUAUUCUCUGUUGUUUGUACACAAGCUGCUGCGUAAAUAAAUGUUAUUACUUAUAAUCAAUUAUUUUUUAUAAAUUAAUUAUUUAUUUCUAACUUUAAAGCAAUGUAAAAGUGUAAGUGGUAUUACCAUAAGUAACUUGGGAUUAACGGAAUUAGUUAUACUUUUCAAAUUCAACAGAACCAUAAAAUGUUUUCACUUACCAUUUAAUUCACAUAUAAAUCAAUGUUACAGAUAAAGACUAUUUGAAUUUUAUAUUCCAUAGCUUAACAGAUUAUGUACAUAUUAGAACCCUACAGUCUACAUUUAGUUUUUUAAUAUUUUAGCAAUAUUAAAUGUUGUUAUACAUACAAAACGACUCAAAGACAUUUAUCAUUAUAAUUUGUUUUUAUAUUUCUAUAUAAAUUGUAGAUAAUAAUUUACAAAAAAAUGUAUAAUAAUAAUAAUAAUAAUUAUGUUUUAUAGUAAUAAUAAUAAUAAUAAUAAUAAUAAUAAUAAUAAUAAUAAUACGAUUAUAAAUAAAAUAAAUUAUAAAAAUUAACGUGAAAUCAAUAUUAAAAAUGUAUACGCAAAUAAAUCAUAAGUUACGAAAUGUGGUUGAAUAAUUUAAACAAGUAAUAUUUUUAACAAGUAUUAACAUUAACUAUUC